Messenger RNA from Cygnus olor (mute swan), 1175 nucleotides. RefSeq names its product mitochondrial ribosomal protein L3 (gene MRPL3). Lineage: Eukaryota; Metazoa; Chordata; Aves; Anseriformes; Anatidae. Bases 64 to 1077 code for a protein of 337 amino acids. The transcript is spliced from 10 exons. Gene Ontology annotation, biological process: translation. Gene Ontology annotation, molecular function: structural constituent of ribosome. The record is from RefSeq and is a predicted model, not a curated record. Gene Ontology annotation, cellular component: ribosome; mitochondrial large ribosomal subunit.
CCCGCCCGCCAUCUGCCUUCCGCGGCGGCCCGGAAGGGUUUGGGCGCUGGGCCGGGCGGCGGCAUGGCGGGCUGGGCGCUGCUGGCCCGCCUCGGGGCACGGCUGAGGGCGGCGGGGGCGGCCGGCCACAGGGGGCAGCUGGGCCUUGUAGCCAGGCAUGGUAACGAUGCAACAUGGUGGCACGAGCAUCUUUCUGAAGAGAACGUUCAGUUCCUCAAGAAGACAACUGCAGAGGAAUACAAAGCACAGACAGCCAGCAAGCUCUGCCCUCUGAAGGAUGAGCCGUGGCCACUGAAUGAGUGGAAACCAGAUUCCGUCAGAGUUGGUGUUGUUGCAGUAAAACUGGGAAUGAUGCCAAUAUGGACCAAAUCAGGAAAGAAGCAUGCUGUCACGCUACUUAAGGUGCAAGACUGUCACGUUUUAAGGUACAUUUCAAAGGAAGAAUCAGAAGGAAAAACAGCUAAGCUGAUUGUUGGAGGAAAAAAUGUAUCUCCUUUUUUUAAAUCAGAGGCUGCAAUGGAAAUUUUUAAAGAAGCUGGAGUACCACAGAAGCAGAAAGUUACAGCAUUUAAUGUAACAGAUGAUGCCAUAAUUAAACCAGGUACUCCUUUGUAUGCCGCUCACUUCCGUCCAGGGCAGUUCGUGGAUGUUACUGCAAAAACAAUUGGUAAAGGAUUUCAAGGUGUCAUGAAAAGGUGGGGAUUUAAAGGUCAGCCUGCAAGCCACGGCCAAACUAAAACUCACAGACGCCCUGGAGCAAUAUCUACCAAUAAAGCUGCGAAAGUUUACCGUGGAAAGAAAAUGCCUGGUAAAAUGGGUAACAUCUACAGGACAUCUUUUGGGCUAAAGGUGUGGAGGAUCAACACAAAACAUGACAUUAUCUAUGUAAAUGGCUCUGUUCCAGGUCACACGAAUUGUCUGGUGAAGGUCAAAGAUACAAAAUUGCCUAAUUACAAAGACUGCAAUAAAAACCCUCCGUUCCCCACAUUUUUUGCUGAUGGAGAUGAAAAACUACCUGAAGACUUGUACGAUGAAGAAAUUUUCCAGUUCACGGAUCCAUCUGUCACAUAUGCAUAAUGUUCUUGACAUCUUUGAAAAUGUACAGUUUUGUUAUUUUCAUGAACUUUGCAAUGCUAUAUAAGAAUAAACCUAUUAAUUGCAAUCUGGCCAACUGA